Molecule: messenger RNA, 543 nt
Organism: Fusarium coffeatum
Lineage: Eukaryota; Fungi; Ascomycota; Sordariomycetes; Hypocreales; Nectriaceae
Exons: 3
Coding region: 1-543 (180 amino acids)
Cellular component (GO): NuA4 histone acetyltransferase complex
Source: RefSeq, a predicted model, not a curated record
AUGGCCGAGAGAAAGCAACCGAACGGAACGGGGGCUGGGAACGGACAAGUGACCAUGUCCGAAUACAAGAAGGCGCAAGCCCGAGUUCGGGAUCUGGUUGAGAAGCGUAGAAUGCUGGAGCGACGCUUGACGCAAGUCGAAGAUGGAAUCGCCCAGAAAGAGACCAACUACCUCGACAGCACACCGAGCGGCAACAUCAUCACAGGUUUCGACAACUAUAUGAAGGGUAUGAGCGGCGCGGCAGCGCAGCGACGAAAGGCUGGACCGAUGGAGCAGAACCGGGUCUUUUCGCGAUCAUCCAUCUCAUACCGACCGAACAACUUAGAGGGCAUCACGCCAGGAUCAGGAGGGUCAACACCAGCUGGCGCGACACCAUCAUCUGCGGCUUUCCGAGACGGACCCUCGAACCAUCCCACACCGACGUCUACAACAGCGGCUAAGAACGCCAGCAAGACCAAGAAGAAGACUGUUGAGCCUGAGGAUAGCGAAAACGAUACAUCGACGAGUAAGAAGCGAACAAACUUUGGAGCGCAGCGCAAGUAG